GCAAUUUUAUUAACCGAGGACCAUCACCUAAUUGAAUUUCCUUCGCUUUUACUUCCACCUGGCGUAACCUCCGGUAGUAUAGUAAACAUUAGUGUAAAUCGGAAUCAUGAUCAAGAAGCUAGUCAGCGUAGUGAAUUUUGGGAACUUCAAGAAGCAAUUUUAGAAGAAUUUGGUCGUAAAAUUCCUGAACCUCCUAAACUUCACGUUAAACACAUCACUCAAACAUCAGUUAUUCUCGAAUGGGAACAUUUAGUACUUCAUACAGCAACGUUCAAAUCUUUAGAAAUUUUCCGUAAUGGUACCCGAGUUAAUCAACAAACUUCUCUCGGUCUCAACAAUUCUGUUAAAUUAAGCGGUUUACAAUUGGAUACAGAAUAUGAAUUUCAUAUUACCAUUAAAACUACUGCUGGUUCUUUUACCUCAAACAAGAUCAAAAUUAGAACACAUGAUUUAGAAAACCUUACAGGUAUUAAUGUUUGUUUCGGUUAUUUUUCGGAUGAUGCAACACCAAAUAAACAAGAAUUGAAGGAGGUUUUAAAGAGAAUUGGUGCUAGAUAUAGUGAUCAUGUUGGUAACGAUACCACACACUUGUUAUGUAAUGAAAAGGGAGGAGCAAAUUAUCAAAAAGCCUUAGAUAAUAGUAUACCCAUUGUUAAGCCUGAAUGGUUGAUUGCAUGUGAAAAUGCAGGAAAAAUGCAAGCCGCUUUACCUUACUAUCUCGUAGCUCAACCUGAAGAGAAGUAA
Molecule: messenger RNA, 744 nt
Organism: Dentiscutata heterogama
Lineage: Eukaryota; Fungi; Glomeromycota; Glomeromycetes; Diversisporales; Gigasporaceae
Source: the annotation of a GenBank genome assembly